Alligator sinensis (Chinese alligator) is the source of this 7481-nucleotide messenger RNA. RefSeq names its product diaphanous related formin 1 (gene DIAPH1). The record is from RefSeq and is a predicted model, not a curated record. NCBI's taxonomy places the organism in Eukaryota, Metazoa, Chordata, Crocodylia, Alligatoridae. Gene Ontology annotation, biological process: actin cytoskeleton organization; actin filament polymerization. Bases 15 to 3377 code for a protein of 1120 amino acids. The transcript has 29 exons. Gene Ontology annotation, molecular function: actin binding; microtubule binding; small GTPase binding. Gene Ontology annotation, cellular component: cytoplasm; actin filament.
CUUUGAAGCGACUCAUGGCAGAUGAGCUGGAACGAUUGACCAGUAUGAGGAUAAAGAAGGAGAAGGAAAGGCCCAAUGCAUCUCAUAGGAAUUCGUCUGCCUCCUAUAUGGAUGUUCAAAGCACAGGCCAGACGCUGCAGGAAAUCCCUGAUGAGGACGUGCUGGUACUCUUUGAGCAGAUGCUGGUGGAUAUGAAUCUGAAUGAAGAAAAACAGCAACCUCUGAGGGAAAAGGACAUAAUAAUCAAGAGGGAGAUGGUGUCCCAGUAUCUGCACACGUCCAAAGCUGGUAUGAAUCAAAAGGAGAGCGCUAAGUCACCUAUGAUGUAUAUCCAGGAGCUGAAAUCAAAUCCCAGGGAUGCCCAGCUGCUCAACUGUUUGGAGUCUCUGCGAGUGUCACUGAAUAAUAACCCUGUCAGCUGGGUGCAGAAUUUUGGAAAUGAGGGCCUCACUUUCCUGCUGUCUAUCUUAAAAGUGCUUCAUGAGGAAAAGGAUGAGAUACCCAGCUCAUAUGAUACCCGGAAUAAACAUGAGAUCAUCCGGUGCCUGAAGGCAUUCAUGAACAACAAGUUUGGUAUCAAAACAAUGCUUGAAACUGAGGAGGGGAUCCUGCUGCUGGCAAGAGCAGUUGACCCCAAAGUCCCUUCCAUGAUGAUAGAUGCCAUGAAGCUGCUGUCUGCCCUUUGUAUCCUGCCUCAACCCGAGGACAUGCAUGAGAGGGUUUUGGAGGCACUGACAGAACGAGCAGAAAUGGAUGAAGUGGAGCGAUUCAGACCCUUGCUGGAUGGUCUAAAGAGUGGAACUUCAGUGACGUUGAAGGUAGCCUGUAUGCAACUGAUCAAUGCCCUGAUCAUCCCGGCUGAUGAGCUUGACUUCAGAGUACACAUUCGCAGUGAGCUGAUGCGUUCAGGAUUGCAGCACAUCCUGAAAGAACUGCGAAUGUUGGAGAAUGAGGAGCUGAAGGUGCAGCUUUCAGUAUUUGAAGAGCAUGGUGAAGAGGAUUCAGAAGACCUCAGGAGUCGCCUAGAAGACAUUCGCAUUGAGAUGGAUGAUUUCAGUGAUGUCUUCCAGAUACUCCUGAAUACAGUAAAAGAUUCCAAAGCAGAGCCAUUUUUUCUUUCUAUCCUGCAGCACCUUCUACUUAUCCGCAAUGAUUAUGAAGCCAGGCCUCAGUACUACAAGCUGAUUGAUGAAUGUAUUUCCCAAAUAAUUCUACACAAAAAUGGUGCUGAUCCAGACUUUAAAUGUAGGCAUCUUGCCAUUAACAUUGAGGGGCUAAUAGAUAACCUGAUUGAUCAAACAAAGGUGGAAAAAAGUGAAGCCAAAGCAGUAGAGCUGGAGAAAAAGCUGGACUCAGAGUUGACUGCACGGCAAGAACUGCAGGUUGAAAUGAAAAAGAAGGAAAGUGACUUUGAACAGAAACUCCUUGAAUUAUGUAAAGAGAACCAGACACUAGACAUGGAGAAACAGCAUAUGGCCACCGAGAAGCAGACUCUGGAAAGCAAAGUUUCUGAGCUGAAUGAGGAGAUGUCUAAGUUGUCAAAGGAGCUUGAGGAUACUAAGAAGGAAAUGGCUUCCCUCUCUUCUAUAUCUGCUUUACCUGCUCCUGUACUCCCUGGUUCAGCUGCUGUACCCCCUUCCCCACUUCUUCCUAGUGCAAGUGGGAUCCCACCUCCCCCUCCACUCCCUGGCGCUCUUGGCAUCCCGCCUCCCUCUCUGCUCCCUGGCGCUCCUGGCGUCCCGCCUCCCCCCCCGCUCCCUGGCGCCCCGCCUCCCCCUCCGCUCCCUGGCGCUCCUGGCCUCCCGCCUCCUCCUCCACUCCCUGGUGCUCCUGGUAUUCCACCACCUCCACCAGGGAUGGGUGUCCCUCCUCCACCUCCUGGGCUUGGGGGAUGGGGAGCCCCUGGAGUUCCAAUUCUUCCAUAUGGAAUGACUCCUAAAAAGGCUUAUAAACCAGAGGUACAGCUGCGAAGACCUAACUGGUCCAAGAUUAUAGUUGAAGACCUCUCCCAGGACUGUUUCUGGACCAAAGCCAAGGAAGAGCGAUUUGAGAAUGAAAACCUCUUUGCUAGGCUGACAGUGAUGUUUUCUGCUCAAACUAAGCCCUCGAAGGCAAAGAAAGACCAGGAAGGUGGAGAGGAAAAGAAGAGUGGCCAGAAGAAAAAGGUCAGAGAGCUCAAAGUGUUGGAUUCAAAAACUGCCCAGAACCUUUCAAUAUUCCUUGGCUCCUUCCGUAUGCCUUAUGAGGAGAUCAAGAAUGUGAUCCUGGAAGUGAAUGAGGCUGUAUUGACUGAGUCCAUGGUGCAGAACCUGAUUAAGCAGAUGCCAGAGGCUGAGCAGUUGAAGAUGCUGUCAGAGCUAAAGGACGAGUACAGUGACCUGGCUGAAUCUGAGCAGUUUGGUGUUGUGAUUAGCUCGGUUUCCUGCCUGCGGCCCCGCCUCAAUGCCAUCCUCUUCAAGCUGCAAUUUAAUGAACAGGUGGAGAACAUCAAACCUGAGAUUGUCUCAGUAACAGCAGCCUGUGAGGAAGUACGCAAGAGCCAGAGCUUCUCCCAGCUGCUGGAGCUCAUCCUACUGUUGGGCAACUACAUGAAUGCAGGCUCUAGGAAUGGUGGUGCUUUUGGCUUCAACAUUAGUUUCCUCUGCAAGCUACGAGACACAAAGUCCAGUGAUCAGAAGUUGACACUGCUGCACUUCCUGGCUGAGCAGUGUGAGCAGUUGUAUUCUGAAGUGCUGAAGUUUACUGAUGAUUUCAUCCAUGUGGAGAAAGCCAGUAGAGUCUCUGCUGAGAAUUUACAGAAAAAUUUGGAUCAGAUGAGGAAACAGAUUUCAGAUGUGCAGCGUGAUGUUGAGAACUUCCCUGCUGCCACAGAUGAGAAGGACAAAUUUGUGGAAAAAAUGACUAAUUUUGUUAAGGAAGCCCAGGAGCAGUAUGACAAGCUGCGAAUGAUGCAUUCAAACAUGGAAAACCUGUUUAAGGAACUGGGCCAGUACUUCCUGUUUGACCCCAAGAAAAUAUCCAUUGAGGAGUUCUUUCUGGAUUUGCACAACUUCAGGAACAUGUUUCUGCAAGCCAUGAAGGAGAAUCAGAAACGGCGUGAGACAGAAGAAAAGAUGCGUCGAGCUAAGCUGGCCAAGGAGAAGGCUGAGAAGGAACGACUGGAAAAGCAGCAGAAGAGGGAGCAACUGAUAGACAUGAAUGCAGAGGGUGAUGAGACAGGGGUAAUGGACAGUCUGUUGGAGGCCCUGCAAUCAGGAGCAGCUUUCCGUAGAAAAAGAGGACCACGCCAAGACUCUCUCUUGUCCCUCUGUGAGGUGGAGGAGGAUACGCCUGAGCGGCAAACAGGAAAGCUGGCUGUGCUGUCACCUCAUUGCUAGCCUCGGAGCUGACAAAGGAUGAGGCGCUAAGUGCAGUACCACGCAAGAUGGCAAAGAAUGAGUUGGCAGCCGAUGGAGGAGUCCAUGAUGAAGCCAUGGAGAUGAUCAGCCGUUCAAGCUAGACCUGGGUGAUGGAUUAGGGCUGAAAUCUGCAGGACUGAAAAAAAAUGUGCAAAGGAAGCAAAAUACACUGGGUCACUUUGCAGUCUUUUGGCCUGGGCCUGAGGGGUAGUGUAAUUUCCUUCUUGCUCUUAGGCCUGCUUGUGCCAGCUUUUUGGCCUUUUGUUUUUGUUCUCUAGAUCAUCUCCAAUCUUCAGUCUGCCUCUCAGAUUACAAGGCAUAAUGCUUUAGCUGAAUGUAAGCCAUGCUUUCAGAGCAAAGGUGAGAGACACUGGUUUAGCCCUCCUUUCUCUGCAGGAGUAUGGUAGAGCAUACUGGGAGGUAAGGGGUGUAGAGGGAGGGAUUAGAAGCCACCACCCCACCUACACAUAUCCCUGCAUUGGGUGUUGCCAAAGCAGGAACUUUACAAGCUGCCUUAACCCGAACUUUUUAAAGUAUCUCUAAUUUUGGGACUUGCUGCUGAGCCAGGCCAGCCAAAAGCUCCAUUUCCCCACGAGACUGACCUCCAGCAGUGCUGGAGGUUCUCAACCUGCUUCCUUAUCCAUCUCUAUGUGGGAGGAAAUUUUGUAGGUCAGUUUAGCUGAACUUCAGUUUCUCCAACUGCUGGGUUGUGUUCUUGUACCCAGCACCUUCUCUUGUGCCCUCUUUCUACCACAUGCUAGGAAAGGAAGUGACACCUGAGGUGGGAAGCGCUGUCCUUGUCUCCCUCAGGACCUGCCACUUUCCUGCUCAUCCCAGAUCCUUUUUCUGCUUGUUACAUUUAUUCUAGCAUCUCUUCAGCUGAGCCUUCCUGCCACUGGAACUAAUGUCAUAGCAGUGAUUACUCAAGAGGAAACAGGUGAAGUAUUCACUGCUGAUAGGCUGUUGGGCAGGAAGCUGUUCUAGUGCAGUAGCUGCCUCUGCAUGUUUUGGAACCAAGAAGAAUAAAAGUUAGGUGUAUUCUGUGUUGCUCAAUGUCCUACAAAAGCAUUUGCUGCAGCCCCAAAGCAGCCUCUGCUUGGAAUGAAGCUGGGGCUGCAGUUCUCUGCAGUGUACAGUCUGCACAGCACACUCCUUUGGAAAGCAUAUGAUCUUUUGGAGAAAAUCUCUUGUGGCUGCAGCUUGAGCCCCACCCAGGCUUAUCAAGUCUGCUUGCUUCAGCUGUUGUGUUGUGCCAUGCAGAGGAACUUCCUAUCUCCUUGCCAUGGUGAUAGACAGAUGGAGGCUCCUUCUGACUGAGAAGUCACUUUGCAAAUGUAUCUAUUUUUGUAUCAAAUUUUGUUUUAAAAGGAAAUUUUAAUGUACAGUGAAAAUAACUAAAACAUUUGCAUGUUCCUGGAGUCCCCUCCGUGCACCAUGUGCAUUUUGCUGCCAGCUGUGGGAUGGUGGAAGUAACCACCUACAGCACUGCACUGCGUUCUGUUGUCCCCAGAGCAUAAAGGAGCUGGCCAUUCACUGCGCUGUGUGUGGCUACUGUCCCCUUGCCUAGAGGGGCUGCUUCACCUAUGUACUAGGGAGAGCUUAUCCAUCAUGUGCAUGCAAUAGAGGAAUUCAAAUGCUGGCUCUAGUUUUAUCUCACAGGUGUGAGAUGAUCUAUAAUAUGAUGUAUUUUAUCACCCAGGGGCUGCUAGCCCAGGCUAAGGAUGUUGGGCAAGCAAGGGGUGGAGCUGUGCUUGACAUCCUGAAGCAGAGGGAGAGCAGGCAGGAGCCCUUUUCUGGCAGCAUCCCAACUGCUUGCCUUAAUGUCAUCUGUUGGUAUAGGAGCUGGGAAUGUGAAUAGUGCAAACUCAGCUUUGGGCCCCUGUGUUACUGGGGUUUUGGUGUCAUCUAAUUUAAUAUAUUAACGGAGACACAUUUUAUUGUGGUCUAAGUGCUGGAGUGAUCUCUAAUAGUCCAGAGUAGUCUGAGCCUUGCACACAUCUCCGUGGCUACUUCAGCUGUUGCACCUGUGAGCUUUCUAUACGCAUGGAAUGGAUGAACAUGAUGGCUUUUCAUGCAUUUGUAUAGCAUGAGUGCCCCAAUAUUGUGCACUUCUCACAGUGUGUAAUUAUUUGAUCUGUUGGGCUUGAGACCAUGCCCUGGCUUCAGGCAUAGCCAUCCCAGGGCCUUGCAGGAGAUUUCCGUUCUCUGAGAGAUUCCUGCUUUGCAGCUUGGGGUCACAAUGAUAGAAUCACAUCUCUACAUUUGACAGCUAGCAAAUUAGACGGGUAUUGUUCUGCCUGUAGUAUCCCUUGGCACUUCCACAGAGGAGUAGUAAUGGGCCUGCAGACUCUGGGAUAUGUCUGGGGCUUAGCGGAAAGGGUUGUUGAGGCUGCAGCAUUUGGGGCUCACAUCUGGGGAGAGGAACUUGGGGAGCAUAAAUGAGGAAAAUUAGCCCCAAUGGACUCUCGUGGUAUCUGCUACUCCCCAACAAGAGGGAGAAACAAAUGCUACAAGUGAAGGAGUGAAGGUCUUUUUUUGCAGGUGCCUGGAUAGAUGCUGCCAAAGAUUAGGUUUAAUACUGCCUUCUCCCCUCCUGAGCCAAAGGUGUCAUGCCCAGAGGUUUUGCAGCUUUUAUUUGUUAACUACUUUUGUUUAAAAAAAGACCAUUCCAUUUCCAAACUGCUUUGGGUGUUUCCUGGGACUUGUGAUCAGCUCUGAUUAUUUGGUUUGAAAUGUUAAUAAACAGUUGAAACUGUGCAGGGUUCUCAGCCUCCCAUUUCCUUUCAUUAACAGCAUGGCAUAGCUGGGCCCCCUGCCAUGAUACAAUGGCAAAGGGUGUCCUGGAAGUAGAUGCUGUGUUCCCCAGCUGAACUAGAGCAAAUGUGGAGGGGCAGUUUCAGGACAGCAUACUUGCCUGCUCACUCCUCUCUUCCUCUCUGUUUUGGUCAGUGUACAAGGAAGCUGGCAGUGUUCCAGGCAUGUGUAUGCUCGUGGCCAUCACGUGGAACCACAGUUCUUUUGCUUGUGGCAAUGUGCAUAGUCAGCCACUUUAUUGUGGAUGAGAUAUUGGAAAUCAGCUUUCCAAUACUUUAGCCCCACGUCCCAUAUGUUCUCUCUCAUUCUAGUCCAUCCCCAUGUGCUAGGGUACCUUCAUUAGGUCCACUGGUGCAUGAUUAGUGACUGUUUCAGAGGGAAUCAGAAAAAUUGAGUUGGUAAGGUGCCUGUUGCCUCAAAGUGGUCCCGUUACAGGAGGCAGGGGCUCUUCUCUCAGAAAUUCAAUCUUGAGGGAAGAGAAAAGAAAUUAUUGAAUUUUCAGUCUAGGAAAGGAAGAAGCGCUAGGUGGUAUCCCUUUCCCUCAGCCCAAGGCAGUUGGUAACAGGACUGGAGGAAAACACAGGUUGCCAGAAGUGGAAAAUUUGCCCCGAUUCUUGAGGCUAAGCAAUGGACAUGAAAAUUAAUCAGGUUCCUUCACCAGGGUUUGUGGGACACAAGGAUUGGCCCCACCCUCUAAUCACAGAGAGCUAUGCCUCUGCUAGCUGCUGACUUCCCCACCCUAGCACAAUGAGUUUUUUCCCCCUGGAAAAGAACAGGUACUUUACUAAACAGGAUAGACAUGGGCAGUCGGUUUUACUGCAUCAUUGUCCUGGACAGCUCAAAGUUUGUCUUGGAGAUAAUGCUAGCUUUGAGGGGUGUGAAUUGCCAUGGUUUAACCACUAAAGUCAGAGGGCCACAGGCACUGCCGUCUGGGGAACACGCAAGCUGCUUCAAAUGUUGGCAGCUUAAACCUGGGCAGAUUUAUUUCCUUCAUAUGGGCAAGAUCAUGGCAGCUGGAUACAAGUGUUCACAAGGGACACCAGAAGGCCACAGUGUGAGGCAAAUACAGAAGAGCUCAGCAGCAUGCAGUUUGGACAUGUGGAGCCUCCCAUGGUGCUGUAAGGGUUUCCUGGGUUUAAAGCCCCUUUUCAUGAUUAUGGAACUGGGGAAGAGUGGCUAGUUUGGCUGCUCUGUGAUAUCACCGCACAUGUUGGUUUUCUCUAUUUGUACAAAAAAAUGGAAAAAUAAAAGUUAUUUUGAGUACAAAAA